AUGGGCGGCAUGGGCGGUAUGGGGAUGAUGGGCAUGAAUCCGAUGAUGAUGGGCGGCAUGGGGAUGGGCGGUAUGGGAAUGGGUGGAUAUGGCAUGCUCGGCGGCGGGCUAGGUAGCGGCGCAUACGGUAUGCCACGCUAUCCUGCCGGCGGACUGUUCGGUGACUACGGGAUGGGGAUGGGCGCGCUGCCCGGCGGGAUGAUGGGUGGACUGGGGACGAUGCAGCAGGGGUACGGGAUGGGAUUGACGGCGGGGAUGCCAUUUGGCUUCUAG
Messenger RNA from Dioszegia hungarica, 273 nucleotides. RefSeq lists its product as uncharacterized. The transcript is spliced from 4 exons. Lineage: Eukaryota; Fungi; Basidiomycota; Tremellomycetes; Tremellales; Bulleribasidiaceae. The coding region runs from base 1 to 273 and encodes 90 amino acids. The record is from RefSeq and is a predicted model, not a curated record.